AUCCCUCUCGACUCAGAUCCCUCCGCACUCAGAUCCCUCCGCACUCAGAUCCCUCCACUCAGAUCCCUCCGCACUCAGAUCCUCUGCACUCAGAUCCCUCCGCACUCAGAUCCUCUCCGCACCAGAUCCCUCCGCACUCAGAUCCCUCUGCACUCAGAUCCCUCCGCACUCAGAUCCCUCCGCACUCAGAUCCCUCCGCACUCAGAUCCCUCCGCACUCAGAUCCCCCGCACUCAGAUUCCUCUGCACUCAGAUCCCUCCGCACUCAGAUCCCUCGCACUCAGAUCCCUCCGCACUCAGAUCCCUCCGCACUCAGAUCCCUCUGCACUCAGAUCCCCUGCACUCAGAUCCCUCCGCACUCAGAUCCCUCCGCACUCAGAUCCUCUGCACUCAGAUCCCUCCGCACUCAGAUCCCUCCGCACUCAGAUCCCUCCGCACUCAGAUCCCUCCGCACUCAGAUCCCUCCGCACUCAGAUCCCUCUGCACUCAGAUUCCUCCGCACUCAGAUCCCUCCGCACUCAGAUCCCUCCGCACUCAGAUCCCUCCGCACUCAGAUCCCUCCGCACUCAGAUCCCUCCGCACUCAGAUCCCUCUGCACUCAGAUCCCUCUGCCCUCAGAUCCCUCCGCACUCAGAUCCCUCCGCACUCAGAUCCCUCCUGCACUCAGAUCCCUCUCGACUCAGAUCCCUCCGCACUCAGAUCCCUCCGCACUCAGAUCCCUCCGCACUCAGAUCCCUCCGCACUCAGAUCCCUCUGCACUCAGAUCCCUCCGUACUCAGAUCCCUCCGCACUCAGAUCCCUCCGCACUCAGAUCCCUCCGCACUCAGAUCCCUCCGCACUCAGAUCCCUCCGCACUCAGAUCCCUCCGCACUCAGAUCCCUCCGCCACUCAGAUCCUCCGCACUCAGAUCCCUCCGCACUCAGAUCCCUCCGCACUCAGAUCCUCUGCACUCAGAUCCCUCUGCACUCAGAUCCCUCCGCACUCAGAUCCCUCUGCACUCAGAUCCCUCUGCACUCAGAUCCCUCUGCACUCAGAUCCCUCCGCACUCAGAUCCCUCGCACUCAGAUCCUCCGCACUCAGAUCCCUCCGCACUCAGAUCCCUCCGCACUCAGAUCCCUCCGCACUCAGAUCCCUCCGCACUCAGAUCCUCCUCCACUCAGAUCCCUCCGCACUCAGAUCCCUCCGCACUCAGAUCCCUCCGCACUCAGAUCCCUCUGCACUCAGAUCCCUCCGCACUCAGAUCCCUCUGCACUCAGAUCCCUCUGCACUCAGAUCCCUCCGCACUCAGAUCCCUCCGCACUCAGAUCCCUCCCUCUCCCCCCCCCCCGCGCACUCAGAUCCCUCCCACGCACUCAGAUCCCUCCGCACUCAGAUCCUCUGCACUCAGAUUCCUCCGCACUCAGAUCCCCCGCACUCAGAUCCCUCCGCACUCAGAUCCCUCCGCACUCAGAUCCCUCUGCACUCAGAUCCCUCCGCACUCAGAUCCCUCCGCACUCAGAUCCUCUGCACUCAGAUCCCUCCGCACUCAGAUCCCUCCGCACUCAGAUCCCUCCGCACUCAGAUCCUCCGCACUCAGAUCCCUCUGCACUCAGAUCCCUCUGCACUCAGAUCCUCUGCACUCAGAUCCCUCCGCACUCAGAUCCCUCCGCACUCAGAUCCCUCCGCACUCAGAUCCCUCCGCACUCAGAUCCCUCCGCACUCAGAUCCCUCCGCACUCAGAUCCCUCCGCACUCAGAUCCCUCCGCCCUCAGAUCCCUCCGCACUCAGAUCCCUCCGCACUCAGAUCCCUCCGCACUCAGAUCCUCCGCACUCAGAUCCCUCGCACUCAGAUCCCUCUGCACUCAGAUCCCUCCGCACUCAGAUCCUUCGCACUCAGAUCCCUCUGCACUCAGAUCCCUCCGCACUCAGAUCCUCCGCACUCAGCCCAGAUCCCUCCGCACUCAGAUCCCUCCGCACCUCAGAAUCAGAUUCCUCCGCACUCAGAUCCCUCCGCACUCAGAUCCCUCCGCACUCGAUCCCUCCGCACUCAGAUCCCUCUGCACUCAGAUCCCUCUGCACUCAGAUCCCUCCGCACUCAGAUCCCUCCGCACUCAGAUCCCUCCGCACUCAGAUCCUCCGCACUCAUCCCUCCGCACUCAGAUCCCUUCCUUCCGCACUCAGAUCCCUCCGCACUCAGAUCCCUCCGGCACUCAGAUCCCUCCGCACUCAGAUCCCUCCGCACUCAGAUCCCUCCGCACUCAGAUCCCUCUGCACUCAGAUUCCUCCGCACUCAGAUCCUCUGCACUCAGAUUCCUCCGCACUCAGAUCCCUCCGCACUCAGAUCCCUCCGCACUCAGAUCCCUCCGCACUCAGAUCCCUCCGCACUCAGAUCCCUCCGCACUCAGAUCCCCUGCCUCAGAUCCCUCCGCACUCAGAUCCCUCGCACUCAGAUCCCUCCGCACUCAGAUCCCUCCGCACUCAGAUCCCUCCGCACUCAGAUUCCUCCGCACUCAGAUCCCUCCGCACUCAGAUCCCUCCGCACUCAGAUCCCCCCCGCACUCAGAUCCCUCCGCACUCAGAUCCCUCCGCACUCAGAUCCCUCCGCACUCAGAUCCCUCCGCACUCAGAUCCCUCCGCACUCAGAUCCCUCUGCACUCAGAUCCCUCCGCACUCAGAUCCUCCGCACUCAGAUCCUCCGCACUCAGAUCCCUCCGCACUCAGAUCCCUCUGCACUCAGAUCCCUCUGCACUCAGAUCCCUCCGCACUCAGAUCCCUCCGCACUCAGAUCCCUCCGCACUCAGAUCCCUCCGCACUCAGAUCCCUCGCACUCAGAUCCCUCUGCACUCAGAUCCUCCGCACUCAGAUCCCUCCGCACUCAGAUCCCUCCGCACUCAGAUCCCUCCGCACUCAGAUCCCUCCGCACUCAGAUCCCUCCGCACUCAGAUCCCUCCGCACUCAGAUCCCUCCGCACUCAGAUCCCUCCGCACUCAGAUCCCUCUGCACUCAGAUCCCUCUGCACUCAGAUCCCUCCGCACUCAGAUCCCUCUGCACUCAGAUCCCUCUGCACUCAGAUCCCUCCGCACUCAGAUUCCUCCGCACUCAGAUCCCUCCGCACUCAGAUCCCUCCGCACUCAGAUCCCUCCGCACUCAGAUCCUCCGCACUCAGAUCCCUCCGCACUCAGAUCCUCCACUCAGAUCCCUCUGCACUCAGAUCCCUCCGCACUCAGAUCCCUCUGCACUCAGAUCCUCUGCACUCAGAUCCCCUCCACUCAGAUCCCUCCGCACUCAGAUCCCUCCGCACUCAGAUCCCUCCGCACUCAGAUCCCUCCGCACUCAGAUCCCUCUGCACUCAGAUCCUCUCACUCAGAUCCCUCUGCACUCAGAUCCCUCUGCACUCAGAUCCCUCCGCACUCAGAUCCCUCCGCACUCAGAUCCCUCCGCACUCAGAUCCCUCCGCACUCAGAUCCCUCCGCACUCAGAUCCCUCCGCACUCAGAUCCCUCCGCACUCAGAUCCCUCCGCACUCAGAUCCUCCGCACUCAGAUCCCUCUGCACUCAGAUCCCUCCGCACUCAGAUUCCUCCGCACUCAGAUCCCUCCGCACUCAGAUCCCUCCGCACUCAGAUCCCUCUGCACUCAGAUAGCUCCGCGCCCCGACCCCUCCGCACUCAGAUCCCUCCGCACUCAGAUCCUCUGCACUCAGAUCCCUCGCACUCAGAUCCCUCCGCACUCCCCCCCCACUCAUUUGCUCCGAUUCCUCUGCACUCAGAUCCCUCCGCACUCAUCCAGAUCAACUCCUCCGCACUCAGAUCCUCCGCACUCAGAUCCCUCCGCACUCAGAUCCCUUCGGACUCACAGUCCUCCGCACUCAGAUCCCUCCGCACUCAGAUCCCUCUGCACUCAGAUCCCUCUGCACUCAGAUCCCUCCGCACUCAGAUCCCUCCGCACUCAGAUCCCUCUGCACUCAGAUCCUCCGCACUCAGAUCCCCCGCACUCAGAUCCCUCCGCACUCAGAUCCCUCCGCACUCAGAUCCCUCCGCACUCAGAUCCCUCCGCACUCAGAUCCCUCCGCACUCAGAUCCCUCCGCACUCAGAUCCCUCUGCACUCAGAUCCCUCCGCACUCAUCCCUCCGCACUCAGAUCCCUCGCACUCAGAUCCUCCGCACUCAGAUCCCUCCGCACUCAGAUCCCUCCGCACUCAGAUCCCUCCGCACUCAGAUCCUCUCGCACUCAGAUCCCUCCGCACUCAGAUCCCUCCGCACUCAGAUCCCUCCGCACUCAGAUCCCUCUGCACUCAGAUCCCUCCGCACUCAGAUCCCUCUGCACUCAGAUCCCUCUGCACUCAGAUCCCCCGCACUCAGAUCCCUCUGCACUCAGAUCCCUCCGCACUCAGAUCCCUCCGCACUCAGAUCCCUCCGCACUCAGAUCCCUCUGCACUCAGAUCCCUCCGCACUCAGAUCCCUCCGCACUCAGAUCCCUCCGCACUCAGAUCCCUCCGCACUCAGAUCCCUCCGCACUCAGAUUCCUCCGCACUCAGAUCCCUCCGCACCACUCAGAUCCCUCCGCACUCAGAUCCCUCCGCACUCAGAUCCCUCCGCACUCAGAUCCCUCUGCACUCAGAUCCCUCCGCACUCAGAUCCCUCCGCACUCAGAUCCCUCCGCACUCAGAUCCCUCCGCACUCAGAUCCCUCCGCACUCAGAUCCUCCGCACUCAGAUCCCUCCGCACUCAGAUCCCUCCGCACUCAGAUCCCUCUGCACUCAGAUCCCCUCCGCACUCAGAUCCCUCCGCACUCAGAUCCCUCCGCACUCAGAUCCCUCCGCACUCAGAUCCCUCCGCACUCAGAUCCCUCCGCACUCAGAUCCCUCCGCACUCAGAUCCCUCCGCACUCAGAUCCCUCCGCACUCAGAUCCCCCGCACUCAGAUCCCUCCGCACUCAGAUCCCUCCGCACUCAGAUCCCUCCGCACUCAGAUCCCUCCGCACUCAGAUCCCUCUGCACUCAGAUCCCUCCGCACUCAGAUCCCUCCGCACUCAGAUCCCUCCGCACUCAGAUCCCUCCGCACUCAGAUCCCUCCGCACUCAGAUCCCUCUGCACUCAGAUCCCUCCGCACUCAGAUCCCUCCGCACUCAGAUCCCUCUCGCACUCAGAUCCCUCUGCACUCAGAUCCUCCGCACUCAGAUCCCUCCGCACUCAGAUCCCUCCGCACUCAGAUCCCUCCGCACUCAGAUCCCUCCGCACUCAGAUCCCUCCGCACUCAGAUCCCUCCGCACUCAGAUCCCUCCGCACUCAGAUCCCUCCGCACUCAGAUCCCUCCGCACUCAGAUCCCUCGCACUCAGAUCCCUCCGCACUCAGAUCCCUCCGCACUCAGAUCCCUCCGCACUCAGAUCCCUCCGCACUCAGAUCCCUCUGCACUCAGAUCCCUCUGCACUCAGAUCCCUCCGCACUCAGAUCCCUCCGCACUCAGAUCCCUCCGCACUCAGAUCCCUCCGCACUCAGAUCCCUCCGCACUCAGAUCCCUCUGCACUCAGAUCCCUCCGCACUCAGAUCCCUCCGCACUCAGAUCCUCCUGCACUCAGAUCCUCUGCACUCAGAUCCCUCCGCACUCAGAUCCCUCCGCACUCAGAUCCUCCGCACUCAGAUCCCUCCUCCGCACUCAGAUCCUCCGCACUCAGAUCCCUCCGCACUCAGAUUCCUCCGCACUCAGAUCCCUCCGCACUCAGAUCCCUCCGCACUCAGAUCCUCCGCACUCAGAUCCCUCCGCACUCAGAUCCCUCUGCACUCAGAUCCCUCGCUCAGAUCCCUCUGCACUCAGAUCCCUCCGCACUCAGAUCCCUCCGCACUCAGAUCCCUCCGCACUCAGAUCCCUCCGCACUCAGAUCCUUCCGCACUCAGAUCCCUCUGCACUCAGAUCCCUCCGCACUCAGAUCCCUCCGCACUCAGAUCCCUCCGCACUCAGAUCCCUCUGCACUCAGAUCCCUCCGCACUCAGAUCCCUCCGCACUCAGAUCCCUCCGCACUCAGAUCCCUCCGCACUCAGAUCCCUCCGCACUCAGAUCCCUCCGCACUCAGAUCCCUCCGCACUCAGAUCCCUCCGCACUCAGAUCCCUCCGCACUCAGAUCCCUCCGCACUCAGAUCCCUCUGCACUCAGAUCCCUCCGCACUCAGAUCCCUCCCUCAGAUCCCUCCGCACUCAGAUCCCUCCGCACUCAGAUCCCUCCGCACUCAGAUCCCUCCGCACUCAGAUCCCUCCGCACUCAGAUCCCUCCACACUCAGAUCCCUCCGCACUCAGAUCCCUCUGCACUCAGAUCCCUCCGCACUCAGAUCCCUCCGCACUCAGAUCCCUCCGCACUCAGAUCCUCCGCACUCAGAUCCUUGCACUCAGAUCCCUCGCACUCAGAUCCCUCCGCACUCAGAUCCCUCCGCACUCAGAUCCCUCCGCACUCAGAUCCUCCGCACUCAGAUCCCUCCGCACUCAGAUCCCUCCGCACUCAGAUCCCUCCGCACUCAGAUCCCUCCGCACUCAGAUCCCUCUGCACUCAGAUCCCUCCGCACUCAGAUCCCUCCGCACUCAGAUCCUCCGCACUCAGAUCCCUCCGCACUCAGAUCCCUCCGCACUCAGAUCCCUCUGCACUCAGAUCCCUCCGCACUCAGAUCCCUCCGCAUUCCUCCGCACUCAGAUCCCUCCGCACUCAGAUCCCUCCGCACUCAGAUCCCUCCGCACUCAGAUCCCUCCGCACUCAGAUCCCUCGCACUCAGAUCCCUCCGCACUCAGAUCCCUCCGCACUCAGAUCCCUCCGCACUCAGAUCCCUCUGCACUCAGAUCCCUCCGCACUCAGAUCCCUCCGCACUCAGAUCCUCCGCACUCAGAUCCCUCCGCACUCAGAUCCCUCCGCACUCAGAUCCUCCGCACUCAGAUCCCUCCGCACUCAGAUUCCUCCGCACUCAGAUUCCCCGCACUCAGAUCCCUCCGCACUCAGAUCCCUCCGCACUCAGAUCCCUCGCACUCAGAUCCCUUUGCACUCAGAUCCCUCCGCACUCAGAUCCCUCCGCACUCAGAUCCCUCCGCACUCAGAUCCCUCCGCACUCAGAUCCCUCCGCACUCAGAUCCCUCCGCACUCAGAUCCCUCCGCACUCAGAUCCCUCCGCACUCAGAUCCCUCCGCACUCAGAUCCCUCUGCACUCAGAUCCCUCUGCACUCAGAUCCCUCCGCACUCAGAUCCCUCCGCACUCAGAUCCCUCCGCACUCAGAUCCCUCCGCACUCAGAUCCCUCCGCACUCAGAUCCUCCGCACUCAGAUCCCUCCGCACUCAGAUCCCUCGCACUCAGAUCCCUCCGCACUCAGAUCCCUCCGCACUCAGAUCCCUCCGCACUCAGAUCCCUCGCACUCAGAUCCCUCCGCACUCAGAUCCCUCCGCACUCAGAUCCCUCCGCACUCAGAUCCCUCUGCACUCAGAUCCCUCUGCACUCAGAUCCCUCCGCACUCAGAUCCCUCCGCACUCAGAUCCCUCCGCACUCAGAUCCCUCCGCACUCAGAUCCCUCCGCACUCAGAUCCCUCCGCACUCAGAUCCCUCCGCACUCAGAUCCCUCCGCACUCAGAUCCGAUCCCUCUGCACUCAGAUCCCUCCGCACUCAGAUCCCUCCGCACUCAGAUCCCUCCGCACUCAGAUCCCUCCGCACUCAGAUCCCUCCGCACUCAGAUCCCUCCGCACUCAGAUCCCUCCGCACUCAGAUCCUCCGCACUCAGAUCCCUCCGCACUCAGAUCCCUCCGCACUCAGAUCCCUCCGCACUCAGAUCCCUCCGCACUCAGAUCCCUCCGCACUCAGAUCCCUCCGCACUCAGAUCCCUCCGCACUCAGAUCCCUCCGCUCAGAUCUCCGCACUCAGAUCCCUCCGCACUCAGAUCCCUCCGCACUCAGAUCCCUCCGCACUCAGAUCCCUCCGCACUCAGAUCCCUCCGCACUCAGAUCCCUCCGCACUCAGAUCCUCCGCACUCAGAUCCCUCCGCACUCAGAUCCCUCCGCACUCAGAUCCCUCCGCACUCAGAUCCCUCCGCACUCAGAUCCCUCUGCACUCAGAUCCCUCCGCACUCAGAUCCCUCCGCACUCAGAUCCCUCCGCACUCAGAUCCCUCCGCACUCAGAUCCCUCCGCACUCAGGGCCCUCAUCCCUCCGCACUCAGAUCCCUCUGCACUCAGAUCCCUCCGCACUCAGAUCCCUCCGCACUCAGAUCCCUCCGCACUCAGAUCCCUCCGCACUCAGAUCCCCGCACUCAGAUCCCUCCGCACUCAGAUCCCUCCGCACUCAGAUCCCUCCACACUCAGAUCCUCCGCACUCAGAUCCCUCCGCACUCAGAUCCCUCCGCACUCAGAUCCCUCCGCACUCAGAUCCCUCCGCACUCAGAUCCCUCCGCACUCAGAUCCCUCCGCACUCAGAUCCCUCCGCACUCAGAUCCCUCUGCACUCAGAUCCCUCCGCACUCAGAUCCCUCCGCACUCAGAUCCCUCCGCACUCAGAUCCCUCCGCACUCAGAUCCCUCCGCACUCAGAUCCCUCCGCACUCAGAUCCCUCUGCACUCAGAUCUCUCUGCACUCAGAUCCCUCCGCACUCAGAUCCCUCUGCACUCAGAUCCCUCCGCACUCAGAUCCCUCCGCACUCAGAUCCCUCCGCACUCAGAUCCCUCCGCACUCAGAUCCCUCCGCACUCAGAUCCCUCCGCACUCAGAUCCCUCCGCACUCAGAUCCCUCCGCACUCAGAUCCCUCCGCACUCAGAUCCCUCCGCACUCAGAUCCCUCCGCACUCAGAUCCCUCCGCACUCAGAUCCCUCGCACUCAGAUCCCUCUGCACUCAGAUCCCUCCGCACUCAGAUCCCUCUGCACUCAGAUCCCUCUGCACUCAGAUCCCUCCGCACUCAGAUCCUCCGCACUCAGAUCCCUCCGCACUCAGAUCCCUCCGCACUCAGAUCCCUCCGCACUCAGAUCCCUCCGCACUCAGAUCCCUCCGCACUCAGAUCCCUCCGCACUCAGAUCCCUCCGCACUCAGAUCCCUCCGCACUCAGAUCCCUCCGCACUCAGAUCCCUCCGCACUCAGAUCCCUCCGCACUCAGAUCCCUCCGCACUCAGAUCCCUCCGCACUCAGAUCCCUCCGCACUCAGAUCCCUCUGCACUCAGAUCCCUCCGCACUCAGAUCCUCCGCACUCAGAUUCCUCUCCGCACUCAGAUCCCUCGCACUCAGAUCCCUCCGCACUCAGAUCCCUCCGCACUCAGAUCCCUCCGCACUCAGAUCCCUCCGCACUCAGAUUCCUCCGCACUCAGAUCCUCCGCACUCAGAUCCCUCCGCACUCAGAUCCCUCCGCACUCAGAUCCCCCGCACUCAGAUCCCUCCGCACUCAGAUCCUCUGCACUCAGAUCCCUCCGCACUCAGAUCCUCCGCACUCAGAUCCCUCCGCACUCAGAUCCCUCCGCACUCAGAUCCCUCCGCACUCAGAUCCCUCCGCACUCAGAUCCCUCCGCACUCAGAUCCCUCUGCACUCAGAUCCCUCUGCACUCAGAUUCCUCCGCACUCAGAUCCCUCUGCACUCAGAUUCCCCGCACUCAGAUCCUCCGCACUCAGAUCCCUCCGCACUCAGAUCCCUCCGCACUCAGAUCCCUCCGCACUCAGAUCCCUCCGCACUCAGAUCCCUCCGCACUCAGAUCCCUCCGCACUCAGAUCCCUCCGCACUCAGAUUCCUCCGCACUCAGAUCCUCUGCACUCAGAUCCCUCCGCACUCAGAUCCCUCCGCACUCAGAUCCCUCCGCACUCAGAUCCCCCGCACUCAGAUCCUCCGCACUCAGAUCCCUCCGCACUCAGAUCCCUCCGCACUCAGAUCCCUCCGCACUCAGAUCCCUCCGCACUCAGAUCCCUCCGCACUCAGAUCCCUCCGCACUCAGAUCCCUCCGCACUCAGAUCCCUCUGCACUCAGAUCCCUCCGCACUCAGAUUCCUCCGCACUCAGAUCCCUCCGCACUCAGAUUCCUCCGCACUCAGAUCCCUCCGCACUCAGAUCCCUCCGCACUCAGAUCCCUCGCACUCAGAUCCCUCGCACUCAGAUCCUCCGCACUCAGAUCCCUCUGCACUCAGAUCCCUCUGCACUCAGAUCCCUCCGCACUCAGAUCCCUCUGCACUCAGAUCCCCUGCACUCAGAUCCCUCCGCACUCAGAUCCCUCCGCACUCAGAUCCUCCGCACUCAGAUCCUCCGCACUCAGAUCCCUCCGCACUCAGAUCCCUCCGCACUCAGAUCCCUCCGCACUCAGAUCCCUCUGCACUCAGAUCCUCCGCACUCAGAUCCCUCCGCACUCAGAUCCCUCCGCACUCAGAUCCCUCCGCACUCAGAUCCCUCUGCACUCAGAUCCCUCCGCACUCAGAUCCCUCCGCACUCAGAUCCCUCUGCACUCAGAUCCCUCCGCACUCAGAUCCCUCCGCACUCAGAUCCCUCCGCACUCAGAUCCCUCCGCACUCAGAUCCCUCCGCACUCAGAUCCUCCGCACUCAGAUCCCUCUGCACUCAGAUCCCUCCGCACUCAGAUCCCUCCGCACUCAGAUCCCUCCGCACUCAGAUCCCUCCGCACUCAGAUCCCUGCACUCAGAUCCCUCUGCACUCAGAUCCCUCCGCACUCAGAUCCCUCUGCACUCAGAUCCUCCGCACUCAGAUCCCUCCGCACUCAGAUCCCUCUGCACUCAGAUCCCUCCGCACUCAGAUCCCUCCGCACUCAGAUCCCUCCGCACUCAGAUCCCUCUGCACUCAGAUCCCUCCGCACUCAGAUCCCUCCGCACUCAGAUCCUCCGCACUCAGAUCCCUCCGCACUCAGAUCCCUCCGCACUCAGAUCCCUCUGCACUCAGAUCCCUCCGCACUCAGAUUCCCUCCGCACUCAGAUCCCUCCGCACUCAGAUCCCUCUGCACUCAGAUCCCUCCGCACUCAGAUCCCUCCGCACUCAGAUCCCUCCGCACUCAGAUCCCUCCGCACUCAGAUCCCUCCGCACUCAGAUCCCUCGCACUCAGAUCCCUCUGCACUCAGAUCCCCCUCUGCACUCAGAUCCUCCGCACUCAGAUCCCUCCGCACUCAGAUCCCUCCGCACUCAGAUCCCUCCGCACUCAGAUCCCUCCGCACUCAGAUCCCUCCGCACUCAGAUCCUCCGCACAGAUCCCUCCAGAUUCCUCCGCACUCAGAUCCCUCUGCACUCAGAUCCUCCGCACUCAGAUCCCUCCGCACUCAGAUCCCUCCGCACUCAGAUCCCUCUGCACUCAGAUCCUCCCCGCACUCAGAUCCUCCGCACUCAGAUCCCUCCGCACUCAGAUCCCUCCGCACUCAGAUCCCUCCGCACUCAGAUCCCUCCGCACUCAGAUCCCUCCGCACUCAGAUCCCUCCGCACUCAGAUCCCUUGCACUCAGAUCCCUCUGCACUCAGAUCCUCUGCACUCAGAUCCCUCCGCACUCAGAUCCCUCCGCACUCAGAUCCCUCUGCACUCAGAUCCCUCCGCACUCAGAUCCCUCCGCACUCAGAUCCCUCCGCACUCAGAUCCCUCUGCACUCAGAUCCCUCCGCACUCAGAUCCCUCGCACUCAGAUCCCUCCGCACUCAGAUCCCUCCGCACUCAGAUCCCUCUGCACUCAGAUCCCUCCGCACUCAGAUCCCUCCACUCAGAUCCCUCCGCACUCAGAUCCCUCUGCACUCAGAUCCCUCCGCACUCAGAUCCCUCCGCACUCAGAUCCCUCCGCACUCAGAUCCCUCCGCACUCAGAUCCCUCCGCACUCAGAUCCCUCCGCACUCAGAUCCUCCGCACUCAGAUCCCUCCGCACUCAGAUCCCUCCGCACUCAGAUCCCUCCGCACUCAGAUCCCUCCGCACUCAGAUCCCUCGCACUCAGAUCCCUCUGCACUCAGAUCCCUCCGCACUCAGAUCCCUCUGCACUCAGAUCCCUCCGCACUCAGAUCCCUCCGCACUCAGAUCCUCCGCACUCAGAUCCCUCCGCACUCAGAUCCCUCCGCACUCAGAUCCCUCCGCACUCAGAUCCUCCGCACUCAGAUCCCUCUCCACUCAGAUCCCUCCGCACUCAGAUCCCUCCGCACUCAGAUCCCUCUGCACUCAGAUCCCUCCGCACUCAGAUCCCUCCGCACUCAGAUCCUCCGCACUCAGAUCCCUCCGCACUCAGAUCCCUCCGCACUCAGAUCCCUCUUCACUCAGAUCCCUCCGCACUCAGAUCCCUCCGCACUCAGAUCCCUCCGCACUCAGAUCCCUCCGCACUCAGAUCCCUCCGCACUCAGAUCCCUCCGCACUCAGAUCCCUCUGCACUCAGAUCCCUCCGCACUCAGAUCCCUCCGCACUCAGAUCCCUCCGCACUCAGAUCCCUCUGCACUCAGAUCCCUCCGCACUCAGAUCCCUCCGCACUCAGAUCCCUCCGCACUCAGAUCCCUCCGCACUCAGAUCCCUCCGCACUCAGAUCCCCCGCACUCAGAUCCUCCGCACUCAGAUCCCUCCCUCCGCACUCAGAUCCCUCCGCACUCAGAUCCCUCCACACUCAGAUCCCUCCGCACUCAGAUCCCUCCGCACUCAGAUCCCUCUGCACUCAGAUCCCUCCGCACUCAGAUCCCUCUGCACUCAGAUCCCUCUGCACUCAGAUCCCUCCGCACUCAGAUCCCUCCGCACUCAGAUCCCUCCGCACUCAGAUCCCUCCGCACUCAGAUCCCUCCGCACUCAGAUCCCUCUGCACUCAGAUCCCUCCGCACUCAGAUCCUCCGCACUCAGAUCCCUCCGCACUCAGAUCCCUCCGCACUCAGAUCCCUCCGCACUCAGAUCCCUCCGCACUCAGAUCCCUCCGCACUCAGAUCCCUCCGCACUCAGAUCCCUCCGCACUCAGAUCCCUCCGCACUCAGAUCCUCUGCACUCAGAUCCCUCCGCACUCAGAUCCCUCCGCACUCAGAUCCCUCCGCACUCAGAUCCCUCCGCACUCAGAUCCUCCGCACUCAGAUCCCUCCGCACUCAGAUCCUCCGCACUCAGAUCCUCCGCACUCAGAUCCUCCGCACUCAGAUCCUCCGCACUCAGAUCCCUCCGCACUCAGAUCCCUCCGCACUCAGAUCCCUCCGCACUCAGAUCCCUCCGCACUCAGAUCCCUCUGCACUCAGAUCCCUCGCACUCAGAUCCUCUCCGCACUCAGAUCCUCCGCACUCAGAUCCCUCUCGCACUCAGAUCCCUCCGCACUCAGAUCCCUCCGCACUCAGAUCCCUCCGCACUCAGAUCCCUCUGCACUCAGAUCCCUCUGCACUCAGAUCCCUCCGCACUCAGAUCCCUCUGCACUCAGAUUCCUCCGCACUCAGAUCCCUCCGCACUCAGAUCCCUCCGCACUCAGAUCCCUCCGCACUCAGAUCCCUCCGCACUCAGAUCCCUCCGCACUCAGAUCCCUCCGCACUCAGAUCCCUCCGCACUCAGAUCCCUCCGCACUCAGAUCCCUCCGCACUCAGAUCCCUCUGCACUCAGAUCCCUCCGCACUCAGAUCCCUCCGCACUCAGAUCCCUCCGCACUCAGAUCCCCCGCACUCAGAUCCCUCCGCACUCAGAUCCCUGCACUCAGAUCCUCCGCACUCAGAUCCCUCCGCACUCAGAUCCCUCCGCACUCAGAUCCCUCCGCACUCAGAUCCCUCCGCACUCAGAUCCCUCCACUCAGAUCCCUCUGCACUCAGAUCCCUCUGCACUCAGAUCCCUCCGCACUCCCUCCGCACUGAUCCCACCUCCGCACUCAGAUCUCCGAUUCCCUCCGCACUCAGAUCCCUCCGCACUCAGAUCCCUCCGCACUCAGAUCCCUCCGCACUCAGAUCCCUCCGCACUCAGAUCCCUCCGCACUCAGAUCCCUCUGCACUCAGAUCCCUCUGCACUCAGAUCCCUCGCACUCAGAUCCCUCUGCACUCAGAUCCCUCCGCACUCAGAUCCCUCCGCACUCAGAUCCCUCCGCACUCAGAUCCCUCCGCACUCAGAUCCCUCCGCACUCAGAUCCCUCCGCACUCAGAUCCCUCCGCACUCAGAUCCCUCCGCACUCAGAUCCCUCUGCACUCAGAUCCCUCCGCACUCAGAUCCCUCCGCACUCAGAUCCCUCCGCACUCAGAUCCCUCCGCACUCAGAUCCCUCUGCACUCAGAUCCCUCCGCACUCAGAUCCCUCCGCACUCAGAUCCCUCCGCACUCAGAUCCCUCUGCACUCAGAUCCCUCCGCACUCAGAUCCCUCCGCACUCAGAUCCCUCCGCACUCAGAUCCUCCGCACUCAGAUCCCUCCGCACUCAGAUCCCUCCGCACUCAGAUCCCUCCGCACUCAGAUCCCUCCGCACUCAGAUCCCUCCGCACUCAGAUCCCUCCGCACUCAGAUCCCUCCGCACUCAGAUCCCUCCGCACUCAGAUCCCUUGCACUCAGAUCCCUCUGCACUCAGAUCCCUCCGCACUCAGAUCCCUCUGCACUCAGAUCCCUCCGCACUCAGAUCCCUCCGCACUCAGAUCCCUCUGCACUCAGAUCCCUCCGCACUCAGAUCCCUCCGCACUCAGAUCCCUCCGCACUCAGAUCCUCUGCACUCAGAUCCCUCCGCACUCAGAUCCCUCCGCACUCAGAUCCCUCCGCACUCAGAUCCCUCCGCACUCAGAUCCCUCCGCACUCAGAUCCCUCUGCACUCAGAUCCUCCGCACUCAGAUCCUCCGCACUCAGAUCCCUCCGCACUCAGAUCCCUCCGCACUCAGAUCCCUCCGCACUCAGAUCCUCCGCACUCAGAUCCCUCCGCACUCAGAUCCCUCCGCACUCAGAUCCCUCCGCACUCAGAUCCCUCCGCACUCAGAUCCCUCUGCACUCAGAUCCCUCUGCACUCAGAUCCCUCCGCACUCAGAUCCUCCGCACUCAGAUCCCUCCGCACUCAGAUCCCUCCGCACUCAGAUCCCUCCGCACUCAGAUCCCUCCGCACUCAGAUCCCUCCGCACUCAGAUCCCUCCGCACUCAGAUCCCUCUGCACUCAGAUCCCUCCGCACUCAGAUCCCUCCGCACUCAGAUCCCUCCGCACUCAGAUCCCUCUGCACUCAGAUCCCUCCGCACUCAGAUCCCUCCGCACUCAGAUUCCUCCGCACUCAGAUCCCUCCGCACUCAGAUCCCUCCGCACUCAGAUCCCUCCGCACUCAGAUCCCUCCGCACUCAGAUCCCUCCGCACUCAGAUCCCUCUGCACUCAGAUCCCUCUGCACUCAGAUCCCUCUGCACUCAGAUCCCUCCGCACUCAGAUCCCUCCGCACUCAGAUCCCUCUGCACUCAGAUCCCUCCGCACUCAGAUCCCUCCGCACUCAGAUCCCUCCGCACUCAGAUCCCUCUGCACUCAGAUCCCUCCGCACUCAGAUCCCUCUGCACUCAGAUCCCUCCGCACUCAGAUCCCUCCGCACUCAGAUCCUCUGCACUCAGAUCCCUCCGCACUCAGAUCCCUCCGCACUCAGAUCCCUCUGCACUCAGAUCCCUUUGCACUCAGAUCCCUCCGCACUCAGAUCCCUCCGCACUCAGAUCCCUCCGCACUCAGAUCCCUCCGCACUCAGAUCCCUCCGCACUCAGAUCCCUCCGCACUCAGAUUCCUCCGCACUCAGAUCCCUCCGCACUCAGAUCCCUCCGCACUCAGAUCCCUCCGCACUCAGAUCCCUCCGCACUCAGAUCCCUCCGCACUCAGAUCCCUCUGCACUCAGAUCCCUCCGCACUCAGAUCCCUCUGCACUCAGAUCCCUCUGCACUCAGAUCCCUCCGCACUCAGAUCCCUCCGCACUCAGAUCCCUCCGCACUCAGAUCCCUCCGCACUCAGAUCCCUCCGCACUCAGAUCCCUCUGCACUCAGAUCCUCCGCACUCAGAUCCCUCCGCACUCAGAUCCCUCCGCACUCAGAUCCCUCCGCACUCAGAUCCCUCCGCACUCAGAUCCCUCUGCACUCAGAUCCCUCCGCACUCAGAUCCCUCUGCACUCAGAUCCCUCCGCACUCAGAUCCCUCCGCACUCAGAUCCCUCCGCACUCAGAUCCCUCCGCACUCAGAUCCCUCUGCACUCAGAUCCCUCCGCACUCAGAUCCCUCCGCACUCAGAUCCCUCUGCACUCAGAUCCCUCCGCACUCAGAUCCCUCCGCACUCAGAUUCCUCCGCACUCAGAUCCCUCAGCACUCAGAUCCCUCCGCACUCAGAUCCCUCCGCACUCAGAUCCCUCCGCACUCAGAUCCCUCCGCACUCAGAUCCCUCCGCACUCAGAUCCCUCUGCACUCAGAUCCCUCUGCACUCAGAUCCCUCUGCACUCAGAUCCCUCCGCACUCAGAUCCCUCCGCACUCAGAUCCCUCUGCACUCAGAUCCCUCCGCACUCAGAUCCCUCCGCACUCAGAUCCCUCCGCACUCAGAUCCCUCUGCACUCAGAUCCCUCCGCACUCAGAUCCCUCUGCACUCAGAUCCCUCCGCACUCAGAUCCCUCCGCACUCAGAUCCCUCUGCACUCAGAUCCCUCCGCACUCAGAUCCCUCCGCACUCAGAUCCCUCUGCACUCAGAUCCCUCUGCACUCAGAUCCCUCCGCACUCAGAUCCCUCCGCACUCAGAUCCCUCCGCACUCAGAUCCCUCCGCACUCAGAUCCCUCCGCACUCAGAUUCCUCCGCACUCAGAUCCCUCCGCACUCAGAUCCCUCCGCACUCAGAUCCCUCCGCACUCAGAUCCCUCCGCACUCAGAUCCCUCCGCACUCAGAUCCCUCCGCACUCAGAUCCCUCUGCACUCAGAUCCCUCCGCACUCAGAUCCCUCUGCACUCAGAUCCCUCUGCACUCAGAUCCCUCCGCACUCAGAUCCCUCCGCACUCAGAUCCCUCCGCACUCAGAUCCCUCCGCACUCAGAUCCCUCCGCACUCAGAUCCCUCCGCACUCAGAUCCCUCCGCACUCAGAUCCCUCCGCACUCAGAUCCCUCCGCACUCAGAUCCCUCCGCACUCAGAUCCCUCCGCACUCAGAUCCCUCUGCACUCAGAUCCCUCCGCACUCAGAUCCCUCUGCACUCAGAUCCCUCCGCACUCAGAUCCCUCCGCACUCAGAUUCCUCCGCACUCAGAUCCCUCCGCACUCAGAUCCCUCUGCACUCAGAUCCCUCCGCACUCAGAUCCCUCGCACUCAGAUCCCCUCGCACUCAGAUCCCCUCCGCACUCAGAUCCCUCCGCACUCAGAUUCCUCCGCACUCAGAUUCCUCCGCACUCAGAUCCCUCCGCACUCAGAUCCCUCCGCACUCAGAUCCCUCCGCACUCAGAUCCCUCCGCACUCAGAUCCCUCCGCACUCAGAUCCCUCGCACUCAGAUCCCUCUGCACUCAGAUCCCUCUGCACUCAGAUCCCUCCGCACUCAGAUCCCUCCGCACUCAGAUCCCUCCGCACUCAGAUCCCUCCGCACUCAGAUCCCUCCGCACUCAGAUCCCUCCGCACUCAGAUCCCUCUGCACUCAGAUCCCUCCGCACUCAGAUCCCUCCGCACUCAGAUCCCUCCGCACUCAGAUCCCUCCGCACUCAGAUCCCUCUGCACUCAGAUCCCUCCGCACUCAGAUCCCUCCGCACUCAGAUCCCUCCGCACUCAGAUCCCUCUGCACUCAGAUCCCUCCGCACUCAGAUCCCUCCGCACUCAGAUCCCUCCGCACUCAGAUCCCUCCGCACUCAGAUCCCUCCGCACUCAGAUCCCUCCGCACUCAGAUCCCUCUGCACUCAGAUCCCUCCGCACUCAGAUCCCUCCGCACUCAGAUCCCUCCGCACUCAGAUCCCUCCGCACUCAGAUCCCUCCGCACUCAGAUCCCUCCGCACUCAGAUCCCUUGCACUCAGAUCCCUUCGCACUCAGAUCCCUCCGCACUCAGAUCCCUCCGCACUCAGAUCCCUCCGCACUCAGAUCCCUCUGCACUCAGAUCCCUCCGCACUCAGAUCCCUCCGCACUCAGAUCCCUCCGCACUCAGAUCCCUCUGCACUCAGAUCCCUCCGCACUCAGAUCCCUCCGCACUCAGAUCCCUCCGCACUCAGAUCCCUCCGCACUCAGAUCCCUCUGCACUCAGAUCCCUCCGCACUCAGAUCCCUCCGCACUCAGAUCCCUCUGCACUCAGAUCCCUCUGCACUCAGAUCCCUCCGCACUCAGAUCCCUCCGCACUCAGAUCCCUCCGCACUCAGAUCCCUCCGCACUCAGAUUCCUCCGCACUCAGAUUCCUCCGCACUCAGAUUCCUCCGCACUCAGAUCCCUCCGCACUCAGAUCCCUCCGCACUCAGAUCCCUCCGCACUCAGAUCCCUUGCACUCAGAUCCCUCUGCACUCAGAUCCCUCCGCACUCAGAUCCCUCUGCACUCAGAUCCCUCUGCACUCAGAUCCCUCCGCACUCAGAUCCCUCCGCACUCAGAUCCCUCCGCACUCAGAUCCCUCCGCACUCAGAUCCCUCCGCACUCAGAUCCCUCCGCACUCAGAUCCCUCCGCACUCAGAUUCCUCCGCACUCAGAUCCCUCCGCACUCAGAUCCCUCCGCACUCAGAUCCCUUUGCACUCAGAUCCCUCUGCACUCAGAUCCCUCCGCACUCAGAUCCCUCCGCACUCAGAUCCCUCCGCACUCAGAUCCCUCCGCACUCAGAUCCCUCCGCACUCAGAUUCCUCCGCACUCAGAUUCCUCCGCACUCAGAUCACUCCGCACUCAGAUCCCUCCGCACUCAGAUCCCUCCGCACUCAGAUCCCUUUGCACUCAGAUCCCUCUGCACUCAGAUCCCUCCGCACUCAGAUCCCUCUGCACUCAGAUCCCUCUGCACUCAGAUCCCUCCGCACUCAGAUCCCUCCGCACUCAGAUCCCUCCGCACUCAGAUCCCUCCGCACUCAGAUCCCUCCGCACUCAGAUCCCUCCGCACUCAGUUCCCUCCGCACUCAGAUUCCUCCGCACUCAGAUUCCUCCGCACUCAGAUCACUCCGCACUCAGAUCCCUCCGCACUCAGAUCCCUCCGCACUCAGAUCCCUUCGCACUCAGAUCCCUCUGCACUCAGAUCCCUCCGCACUCAGAUCCCUCUGCACUCAGAUCCCUCUGCACUCAGAUCCCUCCGCACUCAGAUCCCUCCGCACUCAGAUCCCUCCGCACUCAGAUCCCUCCGCACUCAGAUCCCUCCGCACUCAGAUCCCUCUGCACUCAGAUCCCUCCGCACUCAGAUCCCUCCGCACUCAGAUCCCUCCGCACUCAGAUCCCUCCGCACUCAGAUCCCUCCGCACUCAGAUCCCUCUGCACUCAGAUCCCUCUGCACUCAGAUUCCUCCGCACUCAGAUUCCUCCGCACUCAGAUCCCUCCGCACUCAGAUCCCUCCGCACUCAGAUCCCUCCGCACUCAGAUCCCUCCGCACUCAGAUCCCUCCGCACUCAGAUCCCUCCGCACUCAGAUCCCUCCGCACUCAGAUCCCUCGGCACUCAGAUCCCUUCGCACUCAGAUCCCUCUGCACUCAGAUCCCUCCGCACUCAGAUCCCUCCGCACCCAGAUCCCUCUGCACUCAGAUCCCUCUGCACUCAGAUCCCUCCGCACUCAGAUCCCUCCGCACUCAGAUCCCUCCACACUCAGAUCCCUCCGCACUCAGAUCCCUCCGCACUCAGAUUCCUCCGCACUCAGAUUCCUCCGCACUCAGAUCCCUCCGCACUCAGAUCCCUCCGCACUCAGAUCCCUCCGCACUCAGAUCCCUCCGCACUCAGAUCCCUCUGCACUCAGAUCCCUCCGCACUCAGAUCCCUCUGCACUCAGAUCCCUCUGCACUCAGAUCCCUCCGCACUCAGAUCCCUCCGCACUCAGAUCCCUCCGCACUCAGAUCCCUCCGCACUCAGAUCCCUCCGCACUCAGAUCCCUCUGCACUCAGAUCCCUCCGCACUCAGAUCCCUCCGCACUCAGAUCCCUCUGCACUCAGAUCCCUCUGCACUCAGAUCCCUCCGCACUCAGAUCCCUCCGCACUCAGAUCCCUCCGCACUCAGAUCCCUCCGCACUCAGAUCCCUCCGCACUCAGAUCCCUCCGCACUCAGAUCCCUCCGCACUCAGAUUCCUCCGCACUCAGAUCCCUCCGCACUCAGAUCCCUCCGCACUCAGAUCCCUCCGCACUCAGAUCCCUCCGCACUCAGAUCCCUUCGCACUCAGAUCCCUCUGCACUCAGAUCCCUCCGCACUCAGAUCCUUCUGCACUCAGAUCCCUCUGCACUCAGAUCCCUCCGUACUCAGAUCCCUCCGCACUCAGAUCCCUCCGCACUCAGAUCCCUCCGCACUCAGAUCCCUCCGCACUCAGAUCCCUCUGCACUCAGAUCCCUCCGCACUCAGAUCCCUCCGCACUCAGAUCCCUCUGCACUCAGAUCCCUCUGCACUCAGAUCCCUCUGCACUCAGAUCCCUCCGCACUCAGAUCCCUCCGCACUCAGAUCCCUCCGCACUCAGAUCCCUCCGCACUCAGAUCCCUCCGCACUCAGAUCCCUCCGCACUCAGUUCCCUCCGCACUCAGAUUCCUCCGCACUCAGAUUCCUCUGCACUCAGAUCCCUCCGCACUCAGAUCCCUCCGCACUCAGAUCCCUCCGCACUCAGAUCCCUUUGCACUCAGAUCCCUCUGCACUCAGAUCCCUCCGCACUCAGAUCCCUCUGCAUUCAGAUCCCUCUGCACUCAGAUCCCUCCGCACUCAGAUCCCUCCGCACUCAGAUCCCUCCGCACUCAGAUCCCUCCGCACUCAGAUCCCUCCGCACUCAGAUCCCUCCGCACUCAGUUCCCUCCGCACUCAGAUUCCUCCGCACUCAGAUUCCUCCGCACUCAGAUCCCUCCGCACUCAGAUCCCUCCGCACUCAGAUCCCUCCGCACUCAGAUCCCUUCGCACUCAGAUCCCUCUGCACUCAGAUCCCUCCGCACUCAGAUCCCUCUGCACUCAGAUCCCUCUGCACUCAGAUCCCUCCGCACUCAGAUCCCUCCGCACUCAGAUCCCUCCGCACUCAGAUCCCUCCGCACUCAGAUCCCUCCGCACUCAGAUCCCUCUGCUCUCAGAUCCCUCCGCACUCAGAUCCCUCCGCACUCAGAUCCCUCCGCACUCAGAUCCCUCCGCACUCAGAUCCCUCCGCACUCAGAUCGCUCCGCACUCAGAUCCCUUCGCACUCAGAUCCCUCUGCACUCAGAUCCCUCCGCACUCAGAUCCCUCCGCACUCAGAUCCCUCUGCACUCAGAUCCCUCUGCACUCAGAUCCCUCCGCACUCAGAUCCCUCCGCACUCAGAUCCCUCCGCACUCAGAUCCCUCCGCACUCAGUUCCCUCCGCACUCAGAUUCCUCCGCACUCAGAUCCUCCGCACUCAGAUCACUCCGCACUCAGAUCCCUCCGCACUCAGAUCCCUCCGCACUCAGAUCCCUUCGCACUCAGAUCCCUCUGCACUCAGAUCCCUCCGCACUCAGAUCCCUCUGCACUCAGAUCCCUCUGCACUCAGAUCCCUCCGCACUCAGAUCCCUCCGCACUCAGAUCCCUCCGCACUCAGAUCCCUCCGCACUCAGAUCCCUCCGCACUCAGAUCCCUCUGCACUCAGAUCCCUCCGCACUCAGAUCCCUCCGCACUCAGAUCCCUCUGCACUCAGAUCCCUCUGCACUCAGAUCCCUCUGCUCUCAGAUCCCUCCGCACUCAGAUCCCUCUGCACUCAGAUCCCUCCGCACUCAGAUCCCUCCGCACUCAGAUCCCUCCGCACUCAGAUCCCUCCUCACUCAGAUCCCUCCGCACUCAGAUCGCUCGGCACUCAGAUCCCUUCGCACUCAGAUCCCUCUGCACUCACAUCCCUCCGCACUCAGCUCCCUCCGCACCCAGAUCCCUCUGCACUCAGAUCCCUCUGCACUCAGAUCCCUCCGCACUCAGAUCCCUCAGCACUCAGAUCCCUCCACACUCAGAUCCCUCCGCACUCAGUUCCCUCCGCACUCAGAUCCCUCCGCACUCAGAUUCCUCCGCACUCAGAUUCCUCCGCACUCAGAUCACUCCGCACUCAGAUCCCUCCGCACUCAUAUCCCUCCGCCACUCAGAUCCCUUCGCACUCAGAUCCCUCUGCACUCAGAUCCCUCCGCACUCAGAUCCCUCUGCACUCAGAUCCCUCUGCACUCAGAUCCCUCCGUACUCAGAUCCCUCCGCACUCAGAUCCCUCCGCACUCAGAUCCCUCCGCACUCAGAUCCCCUCCCGCACUCAGAUCCCUCUGCACUCAGAUCCCUCCGCACUCAGAUCCAUCCGCACCCAGAUCCCUCUGCACUCAGAUCCCUCUGCACUCAGAUCCCUCCGCACCUCAGAUCCCUCCGCACUCAGAUCCCUCCGCACUCAGAUCCCUCCGCACUCAGAUCCCUCCGCACUCAGAUCCCUCCGCACUCAGUUCCCUCCGCACUCAGAUUCCUCCGCACUCAGAUUCCUUUGCACUCAGAUCACUCCGCACUCAGAUCCCUCCGCACUCAUAUCCCUCCGCACUCAGAUCCCUUGCACUCAGAUCCCUCCGCACUCAGAUCCUUCUGCACUCAGAUCCCUGUGCACUCAGAUCCCUCCGUACUCAGAUCCCUCCGCACUCAGAUCCCUCCGCACUCAGAUCCCUCCGCACUCAGAUCCCUCCGCACUCAGAUCCCUCUGCACUCAGAUCCCUCCGCACUCAGAUCCCUCCGCACCCAGAUCCCUCUGCACUCAGAUCCCUCUGCACUCAGAUCCCACUGCACUCAGAUCCCUCCGCACUCAGAUCCCUCCGCACUCAGAUCACUCCGCACUCAGAUCCCUCCGCACUCAGAUCCCUCCGCACUCAGAUCCCUCCGCACUCAGUUCCCUCCGCACUCAGAUUCCUCCGCACUCAGAUUCCUCCGCACUCAGAUCACUCCGCACUCAGAUCCCUCCGCACUCAUAUCCCUCCGCACUCAGAUCCCUUUGCACUCAGAUCCCUCUGCACUCAGAUCCCUCCGCACUCAGAUCCCUCUGCAUUCAGAUCCCUCUGCACUCAGAUCCCUCCGUACUCAGAUCCCUCCGCACUCAGAUCCCUCCGCACUCAGAUCCCUCCGCACUCAGAUCCCUCCGCACUCAGAUCCCUCCGCACUCAAUCCCUCUGCACUCAGAUCCCUCCGUACUCAGAUCCCUCCGCACUCAGAUCCCUCCGCACUCAGAUCCCCCCGCACUCAGAUCCCUCCGCACUCAGAUCCCUCUGCUCUCAGAUCCCUCCGCACUCAGAUCCCUCCGCACUCAGAUCCCUCCGCACUCAGAUCCCUCCGCACUCAGAUCCCUCCGCACUCAGAUCCCUCUGCACUUAGAUCCCUCUGCACUCAGAUUCCUCCGCACUCGGAUUCCUCCGCACUCGGAUUCCUCAGCACUCGGAUCCCUCCGCACUCAGAUAACUCCGCACUAACAUCCCUCCGCACUCAGAUCCCUCCGCACUCAGAUCCCUCCGCACUCAGAUCCCUCCGCACUCAGAUCGCUCGGCACUCAGAUCCCUUCGCACUCAGAUCCCUCUGCACUCAGAUCCCUCCGCACUCAGAUCCCUCCGCACCCAGAUCCCUGUGCACUCAGAUCCCUCUGCACUCAGAUCCCUCCGCACUCAGAUCCCUCCGCACUCAGAUCCCUCCACACUCAGAUCCCUCCGCACUCAGUUCCCUCCGCACUCAGAUUCCUCCGCACUCAGAUUCCUCCGCACUCAGAUCACUCCGCACUCAGAUCCCUCCGCACUCAUAUCCCUCCGCACUCAGAUCCCUUCGCACUCAUAUCCCUCUGCACUCAGAUCCCUCCGCACUCAGAUCCCUCUGCACUCAGAUCCCUCUGCACUCAGAUCCCUCCGUACUCAGAUCCCUCCGCACUCAGAUCCCUCCGCACUCAGAUCCCUCCGCACUCAGAUCCCUCCGCACUCAGAUCCCUCUGCACUCAGAUCCCUCCGCACUCAGAUCCCUCCGCACCCAGAUCCCUCUGCACUCAGAUCCCUCUGCACUCAGAUCCCUCCGCACUCAGAUCCCUCCGCACUCAGAUCCCUCCGCACUCAGAUCCCUCCGCACUCAGAUCCCUCCGCACUCAGAUCCCUCCGCACUCAAUCCUUCUGCACUCAGAUCCCUCUGCACUCAGAUCCCUCCGUACUCAUCCCUCCGCACUCAGAUCCCUCCGCACUCAGAUCCCUCCGCACUCAGAUCCCUCCGCACUCAGAUCCCUCUGCACUCAGAUCCCUCCGCACUCAGAUCCCUCCGCACCCAGAUCCCUCUGCACUCAGAUCCCUCUGCACUCAGAUCCCUCCGCACUCAGAUCCCUCCGCACUCAGAUCCCUCCGCACUCAGAUCCCUCCGCACUCAGUUCCCUCCGCACUCAGAUUCCUCCGCACUCAGAUUCCUCCGCACUCAGAUCACUCCGCACUCAGAUCCCUCCGCACUCAUAUCCCUCCGCACUCAGAUCCCUUCGCACUCAGAUCCCUCUGCACUCAGAUCCCUCCGCACUCAGAUCCCUCAGCACUCAGAUCCCUCUGCACUCAGAUCCCUCCGUACUCAGAUCCCUCCGCACUCAGAUCCCUCCGCACUCAGAUCCCCCCGCACUCAGAUCCCUCCGCACUCAGAUCCCUCUGCACUCAGAUCCCUCCGCACUCAGAUCCCUCCGCACUCAGAUCACUCCGCACUCAGAUCACUCCGCACUCAGAUCCCUCCGCACUCAUAUCCCUCCGCACUCAGAUCCCUUUGCACUCAGAUCCCUUUGCACUCAGAUCCCUCCGCACUCAGAUCCUUCUGCACUCAGAUCCCUCUGCACUCAGAUCCCUCCGUACUCAGAUCCCUCCGCACUCAGAUCCCUCCGCACUCAGAUCCCUCCGCACUCAGAUCCCUCCGCACUCAGAUCCCUCUGCACUCAGAUCCCUCCGCACUCAGAUCCCUCCGCACCCAGAUCCCUCUGCACUCAGAUCCCUCUGCACUCAGAUCCCUCCGCACUCAGAUCCCUCCGCACUCAGAUCCCUCCGCACUCAGAUCCCUCCGCACUCAGUUCCCUCCGCACUCAGAUUCCUCCGCACUCAGAUUCCUCCGCACUCAGAUCACUCCGCACUCAGAUCCCUCCGCACUCAUAUCCCUCCGCACUCAGAUCCCUUCGCACUCAGAUCCCUCUGCACUCAGAUCCCUCCGCACUCAGAUCCCUCUGCACUCAGAUCCCUCUGCACUCAGAUCCCUCCGUACUCAGAUCCCUCCGCACUCAGAUCCCUCCGCACUCAGAUCCCCCCGCACUCAGAUCCCUCCGCACUCAGAUCCCUCUGCACUCAGAUCCCUCCGCACUCAGAUCCCUCCGCACUCAGAUCCCUCCGCACUCAGAUCCCUCCGCACUCAGAUCCCUCCGCACUCAGAUCCCUCUGCACUUAGAUCCCUCUGCACUCAGAUUCCUCCGCACUCGGAUUCCUCCGCACUCGGAUUCCUCAGCACUCGGAUCCCUCCGCACUCAGAUAACUACGCACUCACAUCCCUCCGCACUCAGAUCCCUCCGCACUCAGAUCCCUUCGCACUCAGAUCCCUCCGCACUCAGAUCGCUCGGCACUCAGAUCCCUUCGCACUCAGAUCCCUCUGCACUCAGAUCCCUCCGCACUCAGAUCCCUCUGCACUCAGAUCCCUCUGCACUCAGAUCCCUCCGUACUCAGAUCCUUCUGCACUCAGAUCCCUCUGUACUCAGAUUCCUCCGCACUCAGAUCCCUCCGCACUCAGAUCCCUCCGCACUCAGAUCCCUCCGCACUCAGAUCCCUCCGCACUCAGAUCCCUCCGCACUCAGUUCCCUCCGCACUCAGAUUCCUCCGCACUCAGAUUCCUCCGCACUCAGAUCACUCCGCACUCAGAUCCCUCCGCACUCAUAUCCCUCCGCACUCAGAUCCCUUCGCACUCAGAUGCCUCUGCACUCAGAUCCCUCCGCACUCAGAUCCUUCUGCACUCAGAUCCCUCUGCACUCAGAUCCCUCCGUACUCAGAUCCCUCCGCACUCAGAUCCCUCCGCACUCAGAUCCCCCCGCACUCAGAUCCCUCCGCAGUCAGAUCCCUCUGCACUCAGAUCCCUCCGCACUCAGAUCCCUCCGCACUCAGAUCCCUCCGCACUCAGAUCCCUCCGCACUCAGAUCCCUCCGCACUCAGAUCCCUCUGCACUUAGAUCCCUCUGCACUCAGAUUCCUCCGCACUCGGAUUCCUCCGCACUCGGAUUCCUCAGCACUCGGAUCCCUCCGCACUCAGAUAACUACGCACUCACAUCCCUCCGCACUUAG
Molecule: messenger RNA, 26202 nt
Organism: Closterium sp. NIES-65
Lineage: Eukaryota; Viridiplantae; Streptophyta; Zygnematophyceae; Desmidiales; Closteriaceae
Source: the annotation of a GenBank genome assembly